AGUCCUCCUUCACUCCACACACGCUUCUAAGCCUCGGCACAUCUCCUCACAUCGCUACUAACUACACUUUAUUCAUCCUCCGUGUCAGGAUAAACUCCACUCGUCUCAGUCAACUUUGGACAUUAUUAGGCCCGCUUAGCUUGCUAGUUGUUUUAGCGCGCUAGUUAGCUUAGCAUGCUAGUUAGCUUAGCUUGUUAGCUGCUAACCAAGAGACGCGGAUUUGAUCAACACAUCGCUUAGUUAAGAUCAAGUGUGAGUGUAAAGUGUUGUGAUUGUGUGAAAAUGUGCGAAAGAACGAUGGCAGAGUACAAAGAGGAACUUUCUCGAACAAAAGAAGAGAAUAAGAGACUACUUCAACUACUGGACGCUGUUUUCAAGAAACCUCAAGUUGUGUUACACGGAACAGACGUCUGUGAAAAAUAUCGUCCACCUGAGCAGCAGGAGGGGUCCUCCAGUGUGGAGCAGAAGAGGUCACAGCACUUCCACGUGAAAGAAGAGGAGCCACAGCCCCCCCACAUUAAAGAUGAAGAAAAACAGCGGCUGUCCCACCACUUCAUAGAGGAAGACAAGAGACACCUCAUCAGUGUGAAGAGUGAAGAUGAUGAGGUCAAAGGUGAGAGUGAGGAGCCUCCAAGCAGCAGCUCAACUCAACACAUGACAACAGAAGCUGAUGGAGACCACUGUGGAGGAUCACAAGCAGACAAGCUCUUAGCUCCACUAUCAGAUAGUGAGGACACAACGUCACACUCUCCUGACACUGAUGAUGAAGACUCUAAAGAUGAUAAGACAUGUCACACUGACAACACACACUUCACAUGUUCUCACUGUGACAAAACCUUUAAAUACCAUUGUCAUCUAAAAAUACACAUGAGAACACACACUGGAGAAAAACCUUUUUCCUGCUCAGAAUGUGGUAAAAGUUUUGUAUCAAAUCAAAGUUUAAAAAUACACAUGAGAAUACACACUGGGGAAAAACCCUUUUCCUGCUCAGAAUGUGGUAAAAGUUUUGCACUAAGUCGCAAUUUAAAAGAACACAUGAGAAUACACACUGGAGAAAAACCUUUUUCGUGUUCAGUCUGCAAUAAAUAUUUUACUCUCAGGACCAAUCUAAAAACACACAUGAGAACACACACUGGAGACAAACCUUUUUCCUGCUCAGUCUGUAGUAAAAGUUUUAUACAAGGACAUCAAUUGAAAGCACACACGAGAACACACUCUGGUGAAAAACCAUACACCUGUUCAAUCUGCAUCAAAAGCUUUCGUCUCCUAAACACUCUUACAGUACACAUGAGAACACACACAGGAGAGAGAGUGUUGAGUUGCAGUGUGUGUGGUGAAAGAUUCUCCUAUAAGUACCAGUGUAAGAAACACAAGUGUGCUGGUGAGAACAGCAGCAGCAAAUGAAGAUGCAGGAUUUGAAAUAAACUUUCUAACACCAUCAGCACAUAUAACAUGUGUGACAUCAUUGUUGUGUGUGUAACACAAUCUUGUUAUUAUGGUUCUAACAUAUAUAGAGUAAAUACUUCAGAUUAGUGCUUUUAUUUCAGUCAAGUGCAUGAGUUAAUAUACACAUUUGUGUACUUUAAAAUGAACAGAACAAUUUGGCUGAAAAUGUGAGAAUAAACAAUACAUAAAAUAUGUUACAUACAAUAAACAUUUUAAGUGUAGAUAUUCAUAAUUCACUUUUUUACUUAUUCAUAAUAGUGUUUUAUGUAUGUUUUUUUAAAUAAUGAAGUGUUACAUAUUUUAUUUUCUAAAUGUAGAUGAUUCCAUAGAUGAACUCCUUUAUAUGAUAUACACAUUUGUUUUACAUGUGUUCAUACCUUUGCUUUUGAGUACACAUAAAUCCCUCUUAGUUCAUAUUUACUGGUUCACAUCUGAAACAUCUUCUGGACCACUUCUGGAAGCAUAUUAUUAUUUACUUUAUACAUCAUUUGGGCAGUUGUCCU
Molecule: messenger RNA, 1949 nt
Organism: Nerophis lumbriciformis (worm pipefish)
Lineage: Eukaryota; Metazoa; Chordata; Actinopteri; Syngnathiformes; Syngnathidae
Source: RefSeq, a predicted model, not a curated record